CCCCCCCCGAAUAUGUCAACGCCGUCCUCCACAACCCCUUCAAUAGGCGCCGAUGGCCCGACGCGGAUGCCCUCAGUAUCACGAACUGGGCGGCGCUCUUCCCAGUCCGCGGCCGGCGCAUCCGUAGUGCGCCGUCCCUCGCGAGCGACGCACCCACCAGUGGCGCCCUCCAAGCCCCUCUCUCACCAGGAGGCGUUGGAGGCCUUACGCGCCUUCCUCAAGGAGCGCUCCUCCUACGACGUCUUCCCCGUUUCCUUCCGCCUUAUCGUGCUGGACAGCCAGCUCAAGGUCAAGAAAGCGCUAGAUGUCAUGCUGCUCUACGGCGUUGUCUCUGCACCCCUGUGGAACACGGCAACGGCCAAGUUCGCCGGCAUGUUCACGGUUCAGGACGUCAUACAUCUGAUUCAGUACUAUUACCACACAUCGAGCUGGGAAGGAGCCGCUGCUGAAGUUGAGCAGUUCCGGCUCCAAAGCCUCAGAGACAUCGAACGAGAACUGCACGUUCCUCCGCCGCCGCUCCUUUACAUCCACCCGCUGCGCCCUCUGUUUGACGCUUGCAAAUAUCUGAUCCAGACGCAUGCGCGUCGCCUGCCGCUCAUCGAUGAAGACUCGCAGACCAACGGAGACGUGGUCAUCAGCGUGUUAACGCAGUACCGUGUCCUCAAGUUCAUUGCCAUGAACGUGCGAUUCCUUGAGAAACAGGCUGACGACCAGUGUCGGGACAUCACCCAAUACCUCACCGCUGGUGUGCAGGAGCUCGGCAUAGGAUCGUACGUCAAGGAUGUGACACCAGAGCGGCCGUACGGACCAAUCGCCACGGCGACAAUGCAGACCACCGUGUUUGACGUGGUGCAUAUGUUUUCCGAGCUUGGGAUUAGUGCCGUACCCAUCGUCGAUGACGAGGGUAAGGUCUUGAAUCUCUACGAGACUGUCGACGUUAUUACGCUUGUGCGCCUAGGCGCGUACCAGUCCCUCGACUUCACUAUCGCCCAGGCUCUGAAGCAGCGUUCCCACGACUUCCCCGGCGUCGUCACAUGCCACCCCAAUGACUCGCUUGGUGCCAUCUUCUCGCUCAUCAAGAUUCGGCGCGUUCAUCGCCUGGUCGUCGUAGCCGGAGCCAAUGACCCGCAGCCAGGCAAAUUGGUGGGCGUCAUCAGCUUGAGCGAUAUCAUGCGCCACCUCAUUAACGAAACCGGCCCCAUCCGCGAGCGCAUGCCCCCACACGAAGAGGGUGACGAGUCGGCCAUCGCGGACAACUGAUGGCACUGUUGUUGGCAUGGAGUGGUUAUAACAAUGCGGUUCAUCUGGCGUUCUCCUGUUGGGGUUGAAAUGACAAUGCAAAGCCAGGUAGUUUGUAGAGAAUGAGUUGCAAGCAUCGCUUCGCGCUCGCCGCACAGUG
This is a messenger RNA of Cutaneotrichosporon oleaginosum, 1399 nucleotides long. RefSeq lists its product as uncharacterized. Gene Ontology annotation, molecular function: AMP binding; protein kinase regulator activity; protein kinase binding. Gene Ontology annotation, biological process: protein phosphorylation; regulation of catalytic activity. Lineage: Eukaryota; Fungi; Basidiomycota; Tremellomycetes; Trichosporonales; Trichosporonaceae. The record is from RefSeq and is a predicted model, not a curated record. Gene Ontology annotation, cellular component: nucleus; cytoplasm; nucleotide-activated protein kinase complex.